Messenger RNA from Symbiodinium sp. CCMP2592, 171 nucleotides. The record is from the annotation of a GenBank genome assembly. Lineage: Eukaryota; Dinophyceae; Suessiales; Symbiodiniaceae.
AUGCUGAUCUGGGCCGUCUUGUGCUAUGCCAACACGUUCGUGGAGGUGCUGAUGGGGUUGGUUCUCUCCGCGAAGCCAGAGACCAUGAUCCUCGACCUGAAGACGGAGAACCGAUCUGGUCCAGCAACGCUUUCGGACAAGAAGUGGGGCUUCGCCUUAGGCCGGCCGUGA